Molecule: messenger RNA, 3379 nt
Organism: Caenorhabditis auriculariae
Lineage: Eukaryota; Metazoa; Nematoda; Chromadorea; Rhabditida; Rhabditidae
Source: the annotation of a GenBank genome assembly
AUGGAUGGAUCGUUGAAAUGUGGGUUAUUUCUUGUGUGAGAAGGAAAGUUCGAAAAAAAGUGAGAAAAAAAUAGAAAUAAUUCGAAGAAAAAAAUUUAUCUAUUCUAUCAGAAAGAAAAAGAUUUUAUAAGUCCAUCCCCUGCGAAUUAAAAAAAGUCUGAUUAGUCGGUGUCCUUUUUUUCCAAUUCAAGGCUCGAAAAAGCUCGGAAUUUUUCAGCUCUGCCAGAAUUUGAAAAAAGCUCAGGAUUUUUCAAUUCAAAGAACGAAAUUUGUUAACUCUGAAUUUCAAAAUUUGGAAUAGUGAAAUUAUUUUUGGAGGUUCAAUGCAAAUAAUAAUACAGUUUCAAAAAAAGACCUUUAACGGAAUCCAUUUGCAAACAGAGCAAUAUAAAAAUUGAAAAAUAGAAACAAAAAAAUUUCAAAGGUAGAGAUUUUUUUAAAAAAAUUGAGGAAAUUUCAAGUUUUAAUAAUAAUCAAAAAGAUUAUUGAUCUUUACUGGUUGUAAAAAAAUUCCUUUUUCCAAGAAACUGAUAUAGCUGAUUCACGGCUGGCUUGAGCCAUCGAAAAAAUGGUCCCGACACGAUGAGAAAAGAGGCAGUGCUUAGUUCGUGGAGAGCGCAGACAAGCCACGUCCUUUUGAGGCCCAAGCUAGCCGUGAACAGGCUAUAGAAUAUUUUCAAACAUACUUCAAUCGUCAUUUCAGCGGCCAGGUCGACUAUUCAAAAAACGGUCAGGUCGCCGACGCCGACCGUACCGGCGGGACCGCUUACGGCACUUCCAGCAGCAACCUCGCCAGUACUGGCCACUGAUGAGGACGGCGAAAGAAAAGAUAGCGGUCCGAGGCAGAUGCCGAAGCUCAGUCCCUCCGAGGAGUUCGUCAACCGGCUGAUUCCGAAGAUUCUGGCGUGCGGAGUGCCCGGAAGGAACCUCACUCAAGUUGUCACUCAGGCCGAUAUCUCUGAGAUAGUCUCGCUCGUCACGUUAGUUCUGCAUUUGGGACAUCUUUUUCUCUGCUCUCUCUUUCAUUGUCCGUUCUUUGGUGUGUUUAAUUGUGUAUAGCUGAUUCACGGCUGGCUUGAGCCAUCGAAAAAAGGGUCCCGACACGAUAAUGCACGAUAAUGCACGAGACAGCGCCUGGCUCGUGGAGAGCGCAGACAGGACACGCCCCCUUAAAGUCCCGAGCUGGCCGUGAAUCAGCUAUAGUUAGUGAGAGAAAAGAGAGCGCAGGCAGGUGAUAUGGUUGAAAAUCGUGCCGAGUAGACUAUAGAAAAUUCAAAAAUUAACAAUCCAGUCCGAUCUUCGCCAAACAGCCGUGUUGUUUGGAGAUCGAGCCACCGUUGAAGAUCUGCGGCGAUAUUCACGGCCAGUUCGGUGGUUCGUCUGUUCAAUUCAUAUUUGUGUAUUUUUUCCUUUUUCUAUUUCAGACCUGCUGAGAAUCCUCGACCGCAGCGGAUUCCCGCCAAUUAACAACUAUCUGUUCCUUGGCGACUAUGUCGACCGCGGCAGGCACAGCCUCGAAGUCGUCUUGCUGCUUUUUUGUUACAAAGUUCGUCUGAAAAGUUUGAAUGACGUGGCUCGAGAAAGGGGCUUCUAACUCAAACUUUUUCUAGAGAGCUUAUGGUUUGAGUAGUGAAAAGUUCCCUUGUCAGUGACGUCAUUGAGAAGCUCAAAAUAAAAAAUUUGGAAUUCAGUUUAAGGCAUAGGGGCAGUAAAAAACGGGGUUUCAGGUGAGAGCAUCUUAUAUAGUUUUUCAUUUCGAAUCGAACUGUGCUAUCAAAAUAAUUACAGAUGUGACAGCUUUAGAAGCAAAACGCGAUUUUACUUUCCCGCCUUUAUUUUUGAAAAAUUCUUUGGAUCGGUAUGCAGACAACUGUUUACAGUAGCCGUGCACGCGAUGUUGCGGGCGUCUCAUUAGACUCGCAUUUUGUGAAAAAUAACCGGAUAUCUGCUUCAAAUCAAGGGUUUCUUUUUUGAAAAUCGAUUAAGAAAACAGAAAACACACAUUGAUAAUAAAGAAAACACAAAUAAUCGCUAUCCUAAUCGAAACCUGUGUAAAAUCAUCAUUUUUCACCAGAAAAGCAUUUUUGCGAUCAAAGCUUGCAAAUUAUACAUGAAUAGGAAGCUUUUGAGACAAAAAGAAUUUUGGUGACAACAGAAAAAAUUGAAAUUUGAAAGAAACGAAAAAAAAAAGCGAAAAUCCGGAAAAUGGCGAAGCCUGUUGUCCAUAGAGCAACUUUACUGCAAAGUACCCUUUUUGCGGGAACUCAAACUUUCCUCUCUCCGACUUUGAAUUAUUUUUUCCUCAAAACUAGGAAGUUUGGUUUGUUUCCAAGUUCACCGUUCGAUUCGCAAUGAAAAGCUCUACAAAGUACUGCUUUUAACUGAAACACCGUUUUUUACUGCCCUUAUACCUUUAACGUAGAGCCCAUACGGAAGCUCAUCCGGAAGAAUUGAAAACCCGUCAAAAUUUUCCAGAUCAAAUAUCAGAACAGUUUCUUUUUGCUGCGCGGCAACCACGAGUGCCGGAUUAUUAACCAAAUGUAUGGGUUUUACGACGAAUGCUUGCGACGGUAUUCCGUUGAGCUUUGGACCGAUAUUCAGGUUCGGAAUCCAUUUAUUCAAAAUGAAGCAAAAUCAAAAAUAUAGAGUGCGUUUGCGUUAAUGCCAUUGACAGCCAUUAUCGCUCAAAGAAUAUUGUGUAUGCAUGGCGGGAUCUCACCAAAGGUAUGCUUUAUUUGGUCGCAUGAAGAAUGGCUCAUUCGAAAUAUUCACAGAUGACGAGCUUGAAAGCGUUGCGCGAAAUCGAAAGGCCUUUGGAGUUUCCGCCGAAUCCUUCACUCGCCGUUGACAUUCUCUGGAGCGACCCUUGCACCAAUAUUAAGGUUUUUAAAACAGUUUUUUUUUUUCAAAGUCAUUUUGAAGCGAUUUAGGGUUGGCAGUUGAAUACGCGAGGCGUUUCCUACGUUUUUGGGGCCGAUAAGCUGAAAGAGGUUGUCGAGACGCUCAACAUUGAUCUCGUAGUCAGAGCUCAUCAGGUUGGGAGAUACAAUCGGCUCGAAACGUUUAGCGAAAAAGUGGAAUAUCCGAGCUACGACACAGCCAAAACGAGUCCCAAAAUCUAAUUUUUCUUUUUCAGGUGGUCCAGGACGGCUACGAGUUUUUCGGCAAUCGACGACUUGUCACGAUCUUCUCCGCACCUCACUAUUGUGGCCAGUUUGAUAAUAAUGCCGCCAUUAUGAGUGUUAACGAGAAUCUGAUUUGUUCCUUUCUGGUGAGGUUUUGAAACAAGUUAUCUCAUACAUUUAUGGAACUUGAGACCCUGAGACCAAUGCAACGCGUGUUAUGGUGGAAGAACAAGAGCAGCAGGAAAAAAACGUGA